Messenger RNA from Macrobrachium nipponense, 7793 nucleotides. RefSeq lists its product as uncharacterized. The coding region runs from base 1665 to 2816 and encodes 383 amino acids. The transcript has 9 exons. The record is from RefSeq and is a predicted model, not a curated record. Lineage: Eukaryota; Metazoa; Arthropoda; Malacostraca; Decapoda; Palaemonidae.
GUCGCGUGUAGGUCACGUCGGACUGCGCUCCGCUCUCGCGACCCAAGCGUUACGAAGCUCACCUGGCCAACCUGUGUGGUAUAUUUUUAUAUAUUUAGCACCUGUAGACCUCGCUCGUUUAAUGACACCUGUCACCUGGACAAAUGUGACACGAUUCUCCUCUUGUUUUUCCCCAAGUGUAUGAUGAAUGCUUGUAAAGACUGAGGAAAAUACUCUGGUCAUUUACAGAAAUAUAUAUGAGCAAGAACUCCUAUCAGACUUAAAUUUUCAAACGUGAAUUUUUUAUGAAAAUCAGUAUAAUUUUUUUUCCAGAAACAUGAAUAUGGAAUUAGAGUAUUCAUGGAAAAUUUUAGUUGAAAUGAAAAACAAAUAAAAGAUUCCUUAAUUUUGCAACUUUUGAAGUUUGUCGAUCUAUUCGCUUUAAAUGACAAAACAAAGUGGUUGAAAUGAGAGAGGUUCAAGUGGGCGACAUUCUUCAAUAAAGGAAUAGGAUUUCGGUCUUAAGAUAAGGCAACGAAGUGUGACCAGCCGACUCAAGGUGCUACUCACAUCAAACCCUAUUAGGAUUUAGUCACUCCGAAGGUUCUCAUCCCCAGUGUGACCCAUAGACUGUGGUGUUUAGAACCUCAGGAAACUUAGUGUAUGUUUCAGUAAUGAUUGAUAAUUCUUUUUCUUUUAUCCGUGCCUAGUACUGGCAUGCUUAUAUAAACUCCCGUGUCUGCGAUUACAGUGUAUGAGUACUUAUGGAAAAUUGGAAAUCAUCGACUUGAAUGAGUGACUGAGUGAGCAUGGCAACGACUGGAGGUAAACUCCACAGUAAAUGAAAAAACGGGGCCAUUUUCACGACUUUUGAGGAGUAAGUCGUCGGAAGUCGUCAGAAGUCUUCGAAGUGAAAUCUUGUGCGAAGAUGAGAAGGCCCGAAGAAACGGCGAGGGGAAGAGAGAGAACAAUGGCUUCGAGCGAGUGGAUCAGCAGCAGUCUUUUCACGCCUCAUUUCGCCCAUCACCGCGCGCCUGGAAUAUUUGUCUUCUGAGUUCCUCGCUGCUGCAAUGAGCUGAAAGGAAAAGAUGAAGAAGAGAUCAUGAGAUUCGCGAGGGAUGAUUCUGCCGUUAGCUUUGCUGCCGAGACUGCCGCCACCACCAGUACCGCUGCUGCUACGACUAAUACUAUUACCACGGUGCUUUUUCUCCCACGCCAAAGUGUAAACACGUCGUUCUCCUGACGAACACAUCGGUGACCAAAAAUUUCUUUUCAAAACAUCAGCUUUUAUUCUCCUUUUGCUUCGGCUGUCCGCUGUUUGGUGUUCUUGAUGGAAGACACGAGACGUAAGAAAUAAAGUGAACUGACUUGAAAAGCUUUUAUUCAGCUUGGGAUAUUUAAUAGUUCGAAACAGAACCUAAUGAAUUCUAUUGUUUGUGAAGAAUGACUGAAAAUUACCAGGUAAAGCUGUUCUGUGUAAGCACCCCUUUUAGCAAAAUCAAAACGUGAAGAAAGUAAUGCAUGAUAAUCAAAAACCAAGUACGAUAGUUCAAAGAUAAUGGUACCAUGAACAGUAGAAGGAUUACUUAAGAGACCAACACAAACACUGUAUAAUUCUUUACUUUGAUAGUGUGUUUCCAAGUGCAGUAAAUGACUAUUAAAACCACCUAGUGUUGACAGCUUUUAUGUUUGUGGAGAGCCUUUUGCUUCUUAUUCAGAAGAAACUAAGCCUCCAUAGACUGCCUUUCGUUGAUUUUAGAAGCCAUCCAUCAACAUUCCCCGCAAGAAAGAUGGCGCUGCCCAUGACGCUGCAUGAGGAUCAUCAAGUUCUUGGCGAAGACUAUUGUUCGGGAUACAUCGACACCUUCGGGAAAUGGAGCAAUGGAUUCCCGUGUCCCAGCAUCGAAACAGAGGAACGCGUCUAUUGCUGCGGGACGGACAACUUCAAAUACUGCUGUACUAAGAGGGACAUGCAUGCGCUCACCCAGGACAUCCCUCAGUUGCCUCUGAUCCUGGGAGUGGUCUUCGGAGUUGCCGUUGCCGUCAUCGUCGUAGUUGUGGUGUCGUGUUUUCACUGCUCUUGCUGCCUCCUCUACAAGAAACGACAGCCCUCGAAUGGAGGACCAAUCUACCAGAUGCACUGCUCUUCAACAGCCUCGGGUGUGGCCAAUAUGUACAGCUUCUCUGCGACCACCACGCCCUCCGAGACGCCCAGGUCACUCUCCAGAAUGUCCGGAUCCUUUGACGAGACUUCGGCUUCGUUGUCCGACUACAGCGUGAGGUCUUUCGCAUCACACGCUACUGUCGAGUCAGGAUCGAAUACCAGCAAUCAUUUCGACCACCGGACUUUGAUCGAAUCGGACGAUCCUCGGCCAAUCGUCCAGUCGUUCGCUAAUGACCGGAGGCACGGCAACCACAGACCAGGUUCAGUCAACAUGAGUGAUAGAUCAAGUAGCAUCAGCGACGGUGGUCCUACGGAACUCCCUCCUCCAUACGCGGCUCCUCACUCGACCCUGGUGGCCGUUAGGACCAGCUCCGCCUACGCCCUCAUGCCCACGCCCCGCCCGCCAUCUCCAACUUACGGUAACCAUAACAGCCCUUACGUCAUAAGUGGUGGUGACAGUGGCUACAGCACUGGGCCUUUGGCAACUUUUCCAAACACGUUCAUGUCUCCAGCGUCCCCGGCUCGCCCGCCGCCCGUGAGACUGCCGCCCUCUCUGCCACAUACCUUCGCCCCGGCUUUGACGCCCACCACCCGCCCGUGCAGCACAGCCCACAUUAUCCACACCCACCAACAGCCACUCGAAGAACUUCUCUACACGGCAACCAAGUUUUGAGGGUCCAGCCUCUAAAUGGGAUGUGAUUCUUCAAAAGCCCUUGUGUCUCUUUCCCGACAUGAAAGGGUUCCAGAACAUCCUGUACUAAGUUCUCUGAACCUACCAGGAUUCUUCAGCACCCCAGGGUUUUUUCCGGAAUGGCAGGGUUUCUGGAACACCCUAGGGGCUCAACAUCAUCUUUUGGAUUUUCUGCAGCCCUGGGUUUGCCAACAUCAAGUGGGUUCUUCAACAUCCCAGCGUAGUAAGUCAAAAGGCAUCGACUUCGAAAUUCUCGAGUCUGAAUAAAGAUGUGGCCGACCAAAAAAAAAUCUCAAAUUCCUGCAACUUAUCCUUGGAAUUUCAAAAAAGAAUUGGAAAAUCCGGAGGGGAAACUUGGGUGGACAACACCUUCGGAUAUCCAAACUUGGACGAAUAAAAUAAAACUUUAAUAAAGUUCAUGGAAACUUACUUCGCAAACAAAGUUAAGAGGUUUUUGCGAAGGUUUGAGUUUUCAAGUUAACAGUGUGUAGUGGAAAGAGCGUAGAAUCUUCCGAUAGUGUUUUUUUCUUUUCUUUUCUUUACAAGUAAACAAUAUAAAAAGGGUGAUCUCAGGUUAUAGUAAUUUUCUUAUAUAUUUAAUAAUCUAAAGCGAGGAGGAAGGUGUUUUUUUUUCCAGAACAGGAUAAUUAUAUUUUUUUCUGUUGUACUAAAGCAAUUUUCCACAGUAUUGUGUGACAGGAAAAGUAAAAUUGUAGAACUUUAAUAGAGAACUUAAAAGCGAGUCUCCAGUGGCGUAUUUUUGCUUAUACUUAGUUUUAAUGACUGUGUUUUGCUCGUAUUUUUAAUGAUAAAUAAAGUGUCAGGAAACGGUUUUGAAUGAGAGUAACGUAGCUUUUUCACCGAGCCUGUAUAUUGUUGCGUCACACAUCCAUUAACUAUGUAUUGGUAUCCAAAGUGUAACCAGAGAGGUAUAUUUUUCAACGGGCCGUCCAGAACUUAAUAGUGUAGAUCAGCGCCCUCUGUACUUCUUGUGCAAGUAUGCGUCGUUCUAUCUAGCAACUUCUUGAGCAAGUAGUACUUCGAUUCUUGACGCUCCUUGCGGCAGGCGAGGUGCCCGUUUUCUUUACCAUCGACGAAACUGGCAGAUUCCGUUUUCUUUCUCAUGCUCGUAAAGAAAUGUAACUGUCUAACUACUGCAUUUCCCAUCGCUUCCAUUGUACUAUCUGCAAUGUAACUUCUAUAGAGGCUUCUGUUCUUUAGAUUUUUAGAGGUGUCACUUAUAGAGUGAAUGUAUUUUUCUUGUUGUUAUCAAAGUUGGAGCUAUAGAAUUUUAUAUAAAACAGGAAAAUGAAGAUAUAAGAUUUUUUUUUGAUAGUAUAGAAAACAACUAUCUAAGCCAUAGUCGAUUUGAUACUACAGUAUUUAUAAUAUUUUAGGAAAACGAAACUUCCAUGCUGUGAUCAAGCAAUCUGACGAGUUUUGCAGAGAGAUUAACAUUUAUCAACAUUUCAGUAGAAGUCUGUAUUGGCCAUUGUACUGAUCUAUUAUUGUAAAGGGUGUCAGUCCCUAAGCUUCCACGAGUUUAAAGGUAACUCUUCUAAGGAUUCAGAAUUUCCCUUUUUGUGAGUUCAAGUGUCAUGAACCCUUCUUGAACCAGUUUUACAAUGCCUUUUGUAUGUAAUUACUAUGUACUAUUGUCUGUAGACUAUCUUUUAUGCUGUCUUUUCAUUACGUAAUUCAGCAUGACUGACUAUUGAUGUCCAUUACUUGCUCUGUUCGAUUUGCAUUCUCCACCAGAGUGAAAACUAUCUUGAAAAUGUAUCUUCAACAUUAUUUUGUACGUAAAGUAAUCACUGUUUACCAUUUUUAUGAUAACUUUCCAUUCCCCACCUUAGUGAAACUGGCUGUCAAAGUUCCGGUUAUAUUUCGAAAAUGAGUACAGCGGCUACAGCCUUCAUCACUUGACUUGACAGCCCUAAAUGGUUAAACAGGGUUAUUUAUAUUCCAUUUGCAAAAUUACAGAAUAUAUUUGCUACUUGAUUUCAUUGCAACAACUUUUUAUUUUCUUUUUAAUUCCCGAACUUUGAAAGCUGUACUAUAAUAAAGCCCCGAUCUAGAGCCACUGAACUGUUGUAGAGCUACAAUCUGAUAUUUAACAUACAUUUACGGGUAAAAUCAAAUUUGAUGUAGCUCUCACGCGGGGUCAGUGUGCUCAUAUUUGCAGGUACUUCCAACUUCGUAUAUACGCAGAUAUAAUGUAGAUUUUUUUUUUAACCUGACAGUAUCUGCAGCUUCCAUCCUUCCUCGUGGAAUUUCUAAAGAUCUUGAAAGAGAAUUCUGUCUGUGCUGGUCGUGAUUCAUGAUGGCAUUUUCUUUGGUUUUUCAUGUUUACUUUUCAAAAAUAGAUUAUUUAUUGAUUUCUAAGUUGAUUUGGUAAUGCAAAAUGGCGUCACAGUUAGCGAGGUCAUCGGCGUCAUUAUUCUCACAAUAUUUUAGGCUGCUAAUCCUGUGUGUCUGAUUAAAUUUGAUACAUGGUUACUGUUUGCAGUCAAUUUUCCCUUAACAACUUUAAUUGGUAUUAAUUUCAUGUCUGCUCUUAAUUUGAUUCUCUCACAUGCAAACGCAAAAACAAUUACGAACGCACAAAAAGCUAUCAAACUCAACGUUUGGUAUUACUUGUAAACCUACGAUUUGUCAGGAACAAAAAGUGCGGCUUGUUAUUCAGGUGUACAUUCAGUGCUGGAAUACCUUUGUCAACGCAAAAACCAAAUUACGAAUCAGCAUCAGAAUCCGCACAUAUUUACGAAAUCUAAUAAUCUAGAGUCCAGUGGUUCUAAACCAGGCGGGAAUUCCCUCCGUUAGGGGGAAUUUCUGGGUUUCAUGGGGGCGGAAUUGUGACCACAGAUUGGCAGGCUCAAACUGGCUCUAGGGCCGCAUUACUGAGAGGUCCUGUUGGGCUUUCUCUCCGAUAGCUUGUGUGAUAUGUUAACAUAUUGUUACAUAUUAUUUGGAAUGCACCUUUUGAGGCACACAAUUUUGGAAAGGGUUUUUUUUGGGGGGGAAUGACAUCCUGACUUAUGGCGAAAGGGUGCAUGGUCCAAAAAAGCUUCUGAACCAAAGAUAUUGACCUUAGCUAAUACCCCAAACCUACAUAAAAUGUCACCGAAACCAUAAAUAGACGACUAAGUUUUAAUAAACCCUUCCUAGGCCCUUGCCCGCCCAUCUAAAAAAAAAAUUCAUUGGAAUAUUUCGAUAUUUUUUUUUAAAUGAAUGUUUAAAAAAAAACAUAGGUGAAAUACUUUUCUCCAAUUUCGCAGGCUAGAGAUUUAAAGCUGUUCACUAUUGAAGCAAGUGGAUGACAGACCAAAUUCCCUUCCUUUUACCAUAUAAGGGAAAGACAGCCUUAAGCAAGUCGAGACUCAAAGGAGGGAAGAGGCUUCUAAUUGAAGGAGCUGGGAGGGAAAAGUAAGACGAGCAGCGGCCUUCUUUACAGCCAAAGGAACAGCAUUUACAGCAGAAAGAACAGCUGCAAGUCUUUUUCAUGUUCGUAUCCCGAAGGGUCCAUUAAGUAAUUAAGGUGGUUUUCAAAAGAUCAUAACUUUACAGAACUCUCUUUCUCUCUUCCGAGCCAGAUUAUGAAGAAGCCCGAGAAGGUACCCAACUCUCUCUCUCUCUCUCUCUCUCUCUCUCUCUCUCUCUCUCUCUCUCUCUCUCUCUCUCUCUUUUCCUUGAUAAGCCAACUUACGAAGAUAGAUAGAUUACGCAGGUAACAAAAGUUUCCCAUAAGGAUCCAGAAUAUUUCUCUCUCUUUCUCUCCCUUCUUUUUAAAUAAUCUCGUAUUCUGAAUUUUUCUGCACAGUAAGAGAAAGUUAUAAAAAAUUGAGUUCGAGUAUUUACCCGGAGAGCUUUGUCCCGUUUACGACGUGUUACCUUAACUCUUUCCGGCCUCAUUGUAAUCCGCUAUUUCUUGCACCAAACCGCCAAGGAUCGUUGCAAGUUCCAUAACGCUUAGUUUUUGCAAACCAGUGGCGUCAACCAUUAGUAUCCGCUCAAUGUUAUCCUCGGCAUGGGUCUAUCAUCCUGAAUAAUCUGUUUACGAACAAAUAUGUAUAAGAAGGUAUUUGAAUGCAUGGAACUUGGGUCAGAGAUCCAGUUUUGGGGGAUAACCGUAGGGAACAGCGUGCCACACGCGAGUUGGCCUCUCGAGAAGUGAAACUAAGUAGCACUGGAUCCGGUUAGUAACUGGAUGGUUACCACCAAAGAGUCCCCAUCCCUGUACCUGAUUCAUUCCAGUAAAAACCUGGCACAGACUUGGGUAUCUGGUGUAAGAUGCUACGGUAACAAUGAAGACCGAGAAAAACGAGUGAACGAGGCGAAAGACUGAAGAUUCUGGGGAUUAAUUUCAAGUAUCUGAACAGAACCUUUAAUUCUGCACUUGGCGCCGGUUGAUUGUGAAUUAUCUGGCGUUACAACCCCAACGGUUUCUUCGGCAGGAUGUAAGGGUAAACGAAAUCCGCCUUUGAAAUGCUGGCUUUAGCAUGAAAAAGGAGGCCUGCAAUGGUCUCAAGAUUAACACAGCUGCCAACUUGAAACCCUAACUUAAAUUUGGUAUUGGUUGAACUGCCUGCUCUUUGGACUUUGUCAGUCCUGUUAGAGAUGUCCACCAAUGGCGACCAGGAUUUAUAGAGUACAUUAAUCCUAGCGACACCGAUGUUCUCUCGAUAGUGAAAGGUGAUCCCAUGUAAGGUCAGUAUUUGAAAGUUCAACACCAAAGAAAUCGAGAUGUCCUUGACGCGUAAACCUUACGUGACUGUGGUGUUUAGGGCGAUGAGUCUCGAUGACAUCCAAGAAGUCAAAGAAGUGAAUGGGGUGGAGGGGGGGGGGAAUCAAGAAAUAUAGCAAAGGCAUUUGUACUUCAGUGCUUAUGUCAAAAAUGACACUCUCUCUCUCUCUCUCUCUCUCUCUCUCUCUCUCUCUCUCUCUCUCUCUCUCUCUCUC